AUGAGAGGUCUGGCACUGCUGUUACUGCUGGGAGCCCUGAGAGGGUGUCUCUUACAGAAUAUCCGGGUGUCCCAGAUCCCUGCAAUGAGCGCCACAGAGGGCAGCACAGUCACCUUACAGUGUCACUAUACACUCAGCAGCACUGAGAAUGUGACCUUCGGCUGGUACACAUGGUACACACAUAUGCUGGGGGGGCCUGAGGUUGCUAAUGAUAGUGACCAUUUCACAGGCAGAGUCUCCAGUGCAUGUCAGAGUGAAUUUAUCAAUAACAGAUCAGCCAGCAUCCAGCUGCACAGGGUGCAAAUCUCAGACACCGGAAUGUACAUCUGUGAAGUUGCACUGGGGCUCAAUAAGACACUACAAGGACAUGGGAAUGGGACCUUCCUUUAUGUGGCAGUCCCCUCUGCUGUUAUUUCAAGUGGAUACGUCCCCAUUCUACGCCUUUGUGGAGGUGUCAUCGUUGGAACACUGAUCUUAUUUGCAGUUUAUUUUAGCUGCAGGGCACAAGGAAUGAAAGAAGCACAGAAUAGCCAAGUACAGUGUGGUCCCGUAGAAGAACUAUAA
Molecule: messenger RNA, 564 nt
Organism: Xenopus tropicalis (tropical clawed frog)
Lineage: Eukaryota; Metazoa; Chordata; Amphibia; Anura; Pipidae
Product: natural cytotoxicity triggering receptor 3-like
Exons: 4
Coding region: 1-564 (187 amino acids)
Biological process (GO): immune response-activating cell surface receptor signaling pathway; positive regulation of natural killer cell mediated cytotoxicity
Cellular component (GO): plasma membrane
Source: RefSeq, a predicted model, not a curated record